CGGAGGCCCAAAGCCCAAAUCCCAAAUCCCAAAUCCCAAACCCUCUCUCUCCCCGAGCCAAGCGCCGCCGCCGCCGCCGCCGGAGAGCAAGAAGAAUACGAAGGAGCGAGAGCAGCGCGCCGUCGGGUGGAGGCGAUGGCGGGAGGCGGGCUGUUCGGCGGCGCGUUCUGGGCGACGCGGGCGCUGGAGGUGGUGAAGCGGAACGACUCCCCGGGGCUGCUCUGGAAGCGCAUCAAGCUCACCACCACCCGCAAGAACAACGCCAAGAAGCGCCUCAAGCGCCUCUGGCAGAACGAGGCAGUUAUAAGGGCUUGCGCCGAAGCAGAAUCAUCAUCGACAUCAACAUCAGGCACCACAUCCGCUGGUGGGAAACAACAGUAGAUCCCAAAGUCAAUUGAUGACAUGCACAACAGGCUUAAAUGCAAUUGAAAAGGCCAAGUCCAGUGACCUUUGCAUGACAAUGCUGAAAGCCUCUUCCCUUUCCAUGUUUCCAAUCUUGUUACUUCAUCAAUUGGAAGAAGUACAUGCAUGUACACAUCCCAACUUUUUUUUCAUCAGGAGGACAUCAUUGCUUGCUGCCAUAUGCUUCCUCAGACCCCUUCUCCUGCUUACAUCACCAUUUUAGCAUCUUCCUCUCCCCACUGAACCCCACAAACCCUUUUUCUCUUCCUGUUUUUUUGCCCUUAUGUGGUUUGCAUCACCUCCCAGAAACUUUCAUAUUUGUCUGCAUAUGCUUUCAUCCACCAUGCAUCAUGAUUACAUCAGUAAACAUCCACUGUUAUGCAGAUACUCAAAUCUCUUUUCUUACAUGCAAUAAUGAGGAAACUGCAAAUGCACCACCAUUAUAAUGUCGUUGACGUCAGGCAGGCGGUGGCCAUGGCCAAAGCUUGCAAGUUUGGUUAAGGACAUGGGGAGGAAAGAAUCUGUUCCCAUCACGGACAGCUCUUGUCCGUUGUGUGAUCGCUUUGGCCAUGUACUUACUUACAUUACAUGUAUGCUGCUGCUAGUCCCAUGUGCCAGCAUCUGCAUUAACAAUUUUUAGCAUAUUGUGUUUGAGUUGGUAUGAGCAAGCACGCAACAAAAUAUCUUGGAGCAGCUUGCAAGUGUGACCUUUUCACCUGGGGUUGGGGUUGGGCGGCAGCAGAUAAAACAGAGGCUUGCAAGCAUGUGUUAUUGAUGGAUUGUUGUAGUAGUAGAGUAGUAGUAGCUUGGUUUUUUUUUUCUAACUUUCUUCGCCCUAACAAGAGUAUCUUAAUGCCUGGAGUGGGGGAUGAUUGU
This is a messenger RNA of Oryza brachyantha (malo sina), 1278 nucleotides long. RefSeq lists its product as uncharacterized. The record is from RefSeq and is a predicted model, not a curated record. Bases 136 to 381 code for a protein of 81 amino acids. NCBI's taxonomy places the organism in Eukaryota, Viridiplantae, Streptophyta, Magnoliopsida, Poales, Poaceae. The transcript has 2 exons.